GCUCCGCCUUCCGCCCCCCCCCCCCCCCCCGCCCCCGCACAUGUUGCAACCGAUCGGCGGGCAGGAGCGCUGUGCUGCCGGUACCGGCAGCGGCACCGGGACCGGGACCGGGAAAACAGCCGGUCUCCGUAGCCCGGGAUCGCCGACACCAUGUCCUGGCAGCGCUGAGGUCGGCGGGACGGGCGGCGAGCGGAGCCGCGGCCGGCGAGGAACCAUGGGGAGCAUCUACAAGGAAUACUUCAACACGGACAAGAUCCGGGAGCACUACAACUACACCAAGGAAGGCUCAGAUAGCUCCCCCACCACCUCCCGUUGGGUGGUCUCCAUCCUCAUCAUCGUGUUGUGCUGCUUCAUCGUGCUGGAGAACCUGCUGGUGCUCAUCUCCGUUUACCGCAACAAGAAGUUUCAUUCGGCCAUGUACAUCUUCAUCGGGAACUUGGCUUUCUCCGACCUCUUGGCUGGGUUGGCCUUCAUGGCCAACAUCUUGUUCUCCGGAGCCACCACCUUCAACUUGACGCCGGUGCAGUGGUUCGUACGGGAAGGCACGGCCUUUGCCACGUUGGCCGCCUCCGUCUUCAGCUUGUUGGCCAUCGCCAUCGAGCGCCAUGUGGCCAUCACCAAGGUCAAGGUCUACAGCAGUGACAAGAACUGUCGGAUGGUGCUGCUCAUCGGGGCUUGUUGGGUGAUCGCCGCUGCCAUCGGCAGCCUCCCCAUCAUGGGUUGGAACUGCAUGAGCGACCUGCGGGAUUGCUCCACCGUCCUCCCCCUCUACUCCAAACGUUACAUCUUAUUCGUCAUCACCAUCUUCACCCUCAUCCUCCUCGCCAUCGUGGGGCUCUACAGCCGCAUCUACUGCAUCGUGCGCUCCAGCCACGCCGAGAUCGCCACCACCCAGACCCUGGCCCUGCUCAAGACGGUCACCAUCGUCCUGGGAGCCUUCAUCGUCUGCUGGCUGCCAGCCUUCAUCAUCCUCCUCAUGGACGCCUCCUGCCCCGUUCGGGCGUGCCGGAUCCUCUAUAAGGCGAACUAUUUUUUUGCCUUUGCCACGCUCAACUCGGCCGCCAACCCCAUCAUCUACACCCUGCGGAGCAAGGACAUGCGCCGGGAGUUCCUGCGGGUGCUGUGCUGCUGCGGGGCUGGGCGCCGGGACCAGCCCCCCGGCCGCUGCGGGCUCCCGCUCCGCACCUCCAGCUCGCUGGACCGCUGCACCCCAAAAUAUGAGUUACCCACUUCGCCUGUCACCCGCGAGUGUACCACCUCCGUCUAGGGGGGGUCCUGGCCGCCCCACGGCCGCCCCAUGGCUGUGCCACGGCCGCCCCGCGGCUGGGGCAGUGGUACGAAGGGAGUGGGGUCGGGGUGGACGUUUUUCCAGGUACGGAUGGACAACUGCACCUUCAUCCCAGGCAUCACCCCCCAACCCCCCGGGGCAUCCCCGUUUGCCGGCAGUGAUGCCGACGCUCCGGCUGGGAUUGCCGUGACCGGCGUGCGCGCCGGCGUGUGCGUGUGCACGGGCGCGGGCACGCGUGUUGCUCUUCCCACGCCCUGCCCGAGCCCCGGGGCCCCCGCGGGACCUGUCAGACGGGUCCUGGGGCCCCUCCCUGCGCCCGGCUCCCCGCGGCACCCCUGGCGCCAGUGGCAAAUCCUCUGCCCCCGGCUGCUCCCCGGCACCGUGGGUGGCUCCGACCGCUGCUCCAGCCGUCGGCGAGGGGGUGGGGGGGCUUUGCCAGGAAAACCAGGCCUGGGGUGCACGCCGUGGCGGGGGGGGGACGCACAUACGGGGGGACCCCCUGCAUCCUCAAGCUCUGCUCCAUGGUCCUGCCGCGUGCUGGCACGCGGAGUGCGGGGGGUGGCCCCGUCAUGACCGGCUCUGCCGGGGCCCCCCCAUAUCCCUGUGAUCCCCCCAGGAGCGCCCCCCCAUCCUCAGUGCCCCCCCCCCAGGGGUGACAGUUGUAUUAAAACGGUGCUUCUCCA
Molecule: messenger RNA, 1971 nt
Organism: Grus americana (Whooping crane)
Lineage: Eukaryota; Metazoa; Chordata; Aves; Gruiformes; Gruidae
Gene: S1PR2
Product: sphingosine-1-phosphate receptor 2
Exons: 2
Coding region: 41-1267 (408 amino acids)
Biological process (GO): sphingosine-1-phosphate receptor signaling pathway
Cellular component (GO): membrane
Molecular function (GO): sphingosine-1-phosphate receptor activity
Source: RefSeq, a predicted model, not a curated record